UAAUUUUUUUAUUUGAUGCACGGUUUAAUGGCAGGUCGAAUUGCUCUCCAACCGCACAUUUUUCUGGUUCAGUUUUCUCGUAAGGCGAAUAAAAUCCAGUACACUUGCGUUUUUAGCUUUAUUUAAAAGCGAAGGCCGUCCCGUCAGCUAUCGGACGAUCGGCACUCACCCUCUGCCAACUUUGUACGAAAUUAACCAUCCUCGGAUGCGUGAAACAAGACGUGAAGGCGAUCGACGGCACGGAGAACCGAACGCGGGCCUCUCUCGCACGCGGGUUUAUCAUCAGCAGAACGCAUGCGUGAUAGAUCUAUCCUUCGUUCGAGGCGGAUAAACCACGCUCGUCGAGUCGACGCGCGCCUCUUUGUCGCGCAUCCGUUCGCGCCGUCAGUUUCCCAUUUCGCUUCUGGCCAGGAGGACGCGCGAUAAGGAAAUCGGAGCGCGGCGAUCGGAAGUGAGCGAGAAAGUGUUCUGCGAAGAGGAACGAUCGUUCGCGUCUUCGUAUAUCAUCCCCCGUGAGAUAAGAUUCCCGCUAUCCGGGGAAUCGGGAAGAUUGUCAGGCUUGUUCCGUCUACUCUCUCGGAUCAAUAUAGAUCGAAUACUUAUAGAUCAUCGUAGAUCCAGAAUCCAUUGGAGUCCGUUUUCACAAUUAUUUCCUGCGAUUCACUUUGCGGAUGUUCGAUCACGAUCGACACUGCGAAAUAAUUGAGAGAAUUGUGGGUUUUCUUUCUGAAGAAAAUCUUUACAAAAGAAAAAGCCUUUUUCUUUCUCUCUAGUAUCGAUAUUUAUAGAUGAUCGAAGGUAUCCUGAGGUGGUUGUGCGUCCCAUUUCCGCUGGCGAGAGCAUAAAUAAUCGAGGGAUUAUAUUACCCCAGCCACAAGAUCACCUCGCUUCCGCCUUGAAAUAAAUCUUUAAAAAUAAUUCAGGAAUCUUCAUCUCUCUCUCUUUAUUCGGCUUUCCUUGGAAUGCGAUUCCGAUAAAUCGCCAGAAGAAACUCUCGAAUAGGUCCGUCCUCUCGGGAACGAUCUUUACAAAUAAUCAAGAAUAGCUUGAAAUUGUUUUCGCUUUUGGGAUCGAGCUUUGUAAAUAAGCUGAGGGUACGCGAACCUCUCUCCGGAAACGCUCUUUGUAAAGAAUUUCGGGAGAAAACGCCGAGUUUCUGCGGAGUCGGCCUUCGCUUGUGAAACAACUUGGAGGACUCGGAUCGAACGGGCUUUAACAACCGAGACACGGAGCUUCGCGUGACCGACUCAGAAUUCCGUUCAUGUCGCAGACCCCGAAGGAGGACGCCGACGCGAUGAAGGCCAACACGGCGGCGACGAAGAUCCAGGCCAAUUUCCGCGGGUACCGUGUGCGCAAGCAGCUGAAGGAAUCCACGCAGCGUCGUCGUCCACAGCAGCAGCAGCAGCAGCAGAAUCAUCAGCUGCAGCUGCAGGACCAGCAGCGGAACCAGCAGAAGCAGGAGCAUACGAAGCCGAAGGACCAUUUGCUGAAGAGACAGAGCACUCGGGAGGCGCUCGAGGAGAAGUCGGCGACGAAGAUCCAGGCGGGCAUUCGCGGCUUCCUGGUGCGGAAGAGGCAGCAGGUCGUUCAGGCCGCGGCGACGAGGAUUCAGGCCGGCUUCCGUGGCUUCAAGACGCGAAAAUUGCUGAAGCAGAACGCAUUUUGCGGAUUCCCUUGUGACUCGGACGAAACCCUGCGAUUGGAUCGGAGGCGCGGAAGGAAACGACGAUUUCGAUUUUAAAUUAAUUACAUUGUUUCGCGAUGUAUGACACGUGUACGCUUUUUGGGAUACUCCGUGUAUCUUUGGACUGUAACUUCGUUAAUCCUGUCGAGAGCCAUUUCGGGAAUUAAUCGAUGACAAUUAGUGGAACGUUAUUUUAGCGGAACGACAAUUUAUCAUUGUUUUUAUUUCGAUUUUUUUCCAUAAUGGCUUUUGUACGACAACGAUGGCAAUAAAUGAUAAUGAAGAAAGAAGUAAUGAGAUCGAAGAAGAAAAACGGUUGAGACAUAUAUAUAUAUAUAUAUAUAUAUAUAUAUAUAUAUAUAAUAUACAUAUAAUAGAAGUUAGUUAAAUAAUUAUAUAAAUCUCUUGAUAUACUUUCUUGUUAUUUCAUAUCAAUUUUUUAUGUAUUUAAUAUAAUUAAAGCGUCGAUUAUAUAAAUUCGAAUAUUGCAAAUUAAUAUCAAAGAUACUUCUGUAUCGUAAUUUCGUAUAUCCGUGCAAUUCUGUUGAUAAAUAAUAUUUGUGUAAUGACUAGCGCAUGAAAGAUGUACAUAUAAUAUAUACUUUUUGUCGUUGUACUUGUACGAUUCCGUUUCAAUUUUGUGAAUAAUAAAUUUUUAAUCUUUAUAACAAUGA
Messenger RNA from Temnothorax curvispinosus, 2358 nucleotides. Its product is annotated as transcription activator MSS11. The record is from RefSeq and is a predicted model, not a curated record. NCBI's taxonomy places the organism in Eukaryota, Metazoa, Arthropoda, Insecta, Hymenoptera, Formicidae. The transcript has 2 exons. Gene Ontology annotation, molecular function: calmodulin binding. Bases 1262 to 1741 code for a protein of 159 amino acids.